Molecule: messenger RNA, 936 nt
Organism: Dromaius novaehollandiae (emu)
Lineage: Eukaryota; Metazoa; Chordata; Aves; Casuariiformes; Dromaiidae
Product: olfactory receptor 14A16-like
Exons: 1
Coding region: 1-936 (311 amino acids)
Biological process (GO): G protein-coupled receptor signaling pathway
Cellular component (GO): membrane
Molecular function (GO): odorant binding; olfactory receptor activity; G protein-coupled receptor activity
Source: RefSeq, a predicted model, not a curated record
AUGUCCAACAGCAGCUCCUUCAACGAGUUCCUUCUCCGGGCAUUUGCGGACAGUAGGGAGCUGCAGCUCUUGCACUUGUUGCUCUUCCUGGGCAUCUACCUGGCUGCCCUCCUGGGCAACGGCCUCAUCAUCACAGCUGUAGCCUGCAGUCACCAUCUCCACACCUCCAUGUACUUCUUCCUCCUCAGUCUCUCUGUUCUAGACCUAGGCACCAUCUCCACCACUGUCCCCAAAGCCAUGGCCAAUUCUCUGUGGGACACCAGGGCCAUUUCCUACUCGGGAUGUGCUGCCCAGGUCUUCCUGGUUGUGUUCUUGUUUGCGGCAGAGUAUUUUCUUCUCACUGUCAUGGCCUACGACCGCUUUGUUGCCAUCUGCAGACCCCUGCACUACAGGACCAUCAUGGGCAGCAGAGCUUGUGUCAGAAUGGCAGCAGCUGCCUGGGCCAGUGGUUUUCUCUAUGCUGUGCUACACACUGGGAACACCUUUUCAAUACCACUCUGCCAAGGCAACAGAGUGGACCAGUUCUUCUGUGAAAUCCCCCAGAUCCUCAAGCUCUCCUGUUCAGACUCCUACCUCAGGGAGGUUGCCCUUCUUGUAGUCAGUAUCUUUUUAGUCUUUGGGUGUUUCAUUGUCAUUGUGCUGUCGUACGUGCAGAUCUUCAGUGCUGUGCUGAGGAUCCCCUCUGAGCAGGGCCGACACAAAGCCUUUUCCAUGUGCCUCCCGCACCUGGCUGUGAUCUCCUUGUUUGUCAGCACUCUCACGUUUGCCUACCUGAAGCCCCCCUCCAUCUCCUCCCCAUCCCUGGAUCUGGUGCUGACUGUCCUGUAUUCGAUGGUGCCUCCAACAGUGAACCCCCUCAUCUACAGCAUGAGGAACAAGGAGCUCAAGGAGGCACUGAGGAAAAUGAUUCAGCUGGUACAAUGUCAGCACCAAUAA